Messenger RNA from Thunnus maccoyii (southern bluefin tuna), 4624 nucleotides. It is a transcript of the gene snx27b, whose product is annotated as sorting nexin 27b. Gene Ontology annotation, molecular function: phosphatidylinositol-3-phosphate binding; protein binding. The transcript has 13 exons. Gene Ontology annotation, biological process: intracellular protein transport; signal transduction. Lineage: Eukaryota; Metazoa; Chordata; Actinopteri; Scombriformes; Scombridae. Gene Ontology annotation, cellular component: early endosome. The record is from RefSeq and is a predicted model, not a curated record. The coding region runs from base 192 to 1967 and encodes 591 amino acids.
AGCCUGAAGUGACCGACAUGGAACGCAUCCUGGGGCGGUCUCGCGAAUCAUCGGACACCGUCGGCUUUUUCCGGUGGAUCUCGAUCAGUUAGCUAGCCAAGCCGAUUAGCCUGGUGCCACCAGCUAGCUAAUGUUCGCAGGAUAUUUAAUGUUAGCUGACUUGGAGUGGAUGAUACAAAUAGUGUAGAAAAAUGGCGGACGUCGAGGGACAAGGGAGUUGUUCAUCGGUCCCUCCGCUGCCUCACCCUUCCUCUAGUAACGGCUCCGGGAGCGGUAACGUUACACCCGGCACCAGCGGCAGCUGCCAGACGGCAACCACCGUUACUUCAGGCCCGCGGCUAGUUCGAAUAGUGAAGUCGGACUCGGGCUAUGGUUUCAAUGUUCGGGGGCAAGUAAGUGAAGGAGGGCAACUACGAAGCAUUAACGGGGAACUGUACGCUCCGCUGCAGCAUGUCAGUGCCGUCCUACCGGGAGGUGCCGCGGACAGAGCCGGUAUUUCGAAGGGAGACAGGAUUCUUGAGGUUAACGGGGUGAAUGUAGAGGGAGCGACCCACAAGCAGGUGGUGGACCUGAUCCGGGCUGGAGAGAGGGAACUGGUGUUGGCCGUGCUGUCGGUCCCGCCCCAGGAGGCCGACUGCCUGGAUCCUGGAGACGAUGGUUCAGCCCAGUCCUGCUACGACUACUCCGACAAGCAGGCCGUCCCCAUCUCUGUGCCCAGCUACAAACACACUGAGCUCAAUCAGGAAAAGUUUGUGGUAUAUAAUGUGUACAUGGCCGGCAGGCAGCUGUGCUCCAAACGCUACCGAGAGUUUGUGAUCCUACACCAAAACCUGAAAAGGGAGUUUGCCAACUUCACAUUCCCCAAGCUCCCUGGGAAAUGGCCUUUUUCCCUUUCGGAGCAGCAGCUGGACGCACGACGCAGAGGCCUGGAAGAAUACCUGGAGAAAGUGUGCUCUGUGCGGGUAAUUGGAGAAAGUGACAUCAUGCAGGAGUUCCUGUCUGAGUCGGAUGAGAACUAUAACGGCGUGUCAGAUGUGGAGUUGAGAAUAGCCAUGCCCGAUAAAACCACACUCACCGUCAGAGUCCGUAAAAACUCUACCACAGACCAGGUCUACCAGGCCGUGGUUAUGAAAUUAGGUAUGGACAGUAUAACAGCCAGCUACUUUGCUCUGUUUGAGGUCAUCAACCACACCUUUGUGCGUAAGCUUGCCCCCAACGAGUUCCCCCACAAACUGUAUGUACAGAACUAUACCUCAGCUAUCCCGGGAACCUGCCUCACCCUGCGGAAGUGGCUUUUCACUACAGAAGAGGAGAUUUUGCUCAAUGACAACCAGCUUGCUGUCAACUACUUCUUCCACCAGGCUGUGGAUGAUGUGAAGAAAGGUUUCAUCAAAGCAGAGCAGAAGUCCUACCAGCUGCAGAAGCUAGCAGAGCAGAAGAAGAUGUCCAUGUAUCUGAGUUUGUUGAGGGGUUGCGAGGGCUACAAUGAGAUCAUAUUCCCUCACUGUUCCUGCGACUCCCGGCGUAAAGGCCACGUCAUCACAGCCAUCAGCAUUCACCACUUUAAGCUGCACGCCUGCACCGAGGAAGGGACACUUGAGAACCAGGUGAUUGCAUUUGACUGGGGGGAGAUGCAGCGGUGGGACACGGAUGAAGAGGGCAUGGCCUUCUGCUUUGAAUAUGCACGAGGAGAGAAGAAACCACGCUGGGUCAAGAUAUUUACACCUUAUUUUAACUACAUGCACGAGUGCUUCGAGAGAGUCUUCUGUGAGCUGAAGUGGAGGAAGGAGGUGGAAGAGGAGGCUACAGACAAGGACAAUAAGAACUGCAGUAAAGAUGGUAUGUGUGGCAAGAAUAUUUUCCAGCUGCUGAGGCACAGAAGGGAUGGAGGCACCCAGGAAGGGAGAUCGUUACCUCUUAACUUCACACCGUCGUCAUCGACUCAGCUCAGCUCGGCCCUCAUCUAGCCCCAGAACCAGAAACACUCAGCUAUUAACUACAUGGUCAUCAUUUACACUCCAUCAACUACAACCCGAGAAGCUACCCGCGAUACAUGCAAACCAACAAGCAUCUGCAAAUGAGCAAAUUGAAAUAAACAGAAGCAUAAAAAGCUACAGACACAAACCAGGUCUCUUGAAUCCAGCACAUCAUAAUCAUGCGUUAAGCAAAACUCUGUAAAAAUGAAGUGAGGCCUCUAAAAACUUGAAGUCAUGGAUUCAUGCAAGCCUUCCUCUUAUUAGCAGGGACUUGAAGUGGAAUGUGACGUGCACACAAGGAGGUUUUGAGCCUCCGCUGAGGAAGAAAGCUGAAGAGAGUAAUUCUUGCUGGACUAACAAGGGAAAGCUGUGCUUAGUGCUCGCAAAAGGGGAACACAGAUAACACUGAUGAGCGAUACUGAGGGUUAACCACAGGAAGACACUCGCUUCUCAAUUUAUGGAUCAGAGCAGCAGUGUCUUGUGUGUCUUUUUUUUGGCCAGUUAAAAGCAUUUGUAAGCGUGCAAGUGUGUUUGUGCAUGUUUACUAAACUGCGCUUGCAGGGGGGAAAAAUCAGGAGAAUGUAAGUCGCAGCUGAUUCACAUCUCGUACAUAAAUUUCCAUCUGUUUGGCGCUAAAAAAAAAAUCUGCAUUUAUAAAAGAAAACUAUUAACAUUAAUAAUGUGGCAAAUGAGAGAAGGGAGAGAGAGAAAGCAGACAUUUUGCAGGAUUGUUUCAUUCAGGUGUUAUCGUAGUGAUUCGGGCACACAGAGCAGACAGCUGUGAUGCUUUGACACACGAGCAGGAACAUUUAUAGACUGACGUUGCACUUUAUCGACAGUAUUAACAACCUCCAAACAUGGGAGAUGUAAUCUAAGACACAGAUAGUGGGCAUAAUACUGGAACAAGCCUGUACUUAGUUUACUUUUUAUUUUUGACUGACUGCCAUGUGCAGAGCCAUGCAUUAAACUUUAACGUAUUUAUAGUAUUAUGUGAACACUCCAUGAAAAUGUAGAUUGUAGAGCAGCAUUGGAGAAGGAUCAAGACAAGCGGCAGUGCAGUUGAGUUUGUGCGUUGUGCAUUACCCAGAAGAGACAGCAGGGGUCCUUCUCCUCCUUCCUGCUCCCCGUCUGGUAGUGAUUACUUUGUCUCUGAGAACUCCCGCAGGAUUUAUAAUAGGCCAGUAAUUCAAAUGGCCUUUACGCACAGCACUAUCUAUCUCUGUAGCUGGUACUUUGCCGUACUGUUAAGCCACUCAUGCACUCCAGAUUCAGGUUAAGUGGGACGAGAAUUUCAUAGCAAAAAGGGUGGCUUGCAUCCUUCAUCAACAUGAUAGAUAUGAGGAUAACUGCACAUUCACUGAAGGCUUCGCAGCAACUAAACACAUAAUAACUGCAGUCUAAUGUGAUAAACUGUGUAGUUUAACGUCCCUCUAAAGAAGCCCAGUUAAUGCUCUAAAAUAAUUUAAUAAGGUUUUUUUUUUUAUCUGAUGAUAAAAUAGAAACAACAAAUAAAUAACGAAAGUAAUUACAGCUCAUCACAUCAUUCACAACUUAUACAUGUUGACAUUAAAUAUUAAUCAUUGCUCAGUGCAAUAUUGUGAUGUGACUACAUUAUUCAUCAAAUACGAAACGAUCUAUUGUAUUCUAAAAUAAUAUAGAGGGGCAUUUUGAAAGUUCAUGCUUUAUUCAGCAGAUAGUGCAUGUUCAGUUGCUACUGGCUUUUAUAAGACAAGUCUCCUUAUUAUAGGGAUAUUUUCCAAAAUCAAUACACUGUAUAUCAUGAUAUGGCUAAUGUAUGAAAGAUCACAUGUAAAAUGAUCAAACUGAUGUUCAAAGCAAAGAACUGUGUUCCAAAAACUUCAUAUAUGUGAAAACAAAAACUUCACAGACACAUUUUCUAAGGUUUAAUCACAGCUUGCUCUGAACCAACAGAAAAAUGUAAAACAAUAACAUGAUAAGAUCGUACAAUCACAACAUGAUGCCACUGAAUGUCAAUAAACGAUAAUAUCCAAGUUCGGCCCAGCCCUACCGCCUUUUUUAGCUCAUUAUGAGAAUGUUAACAGUUUUUUAUUAUCUGCAAGCAAGUAAAGAGUCCUAGAUUGACACCCUGCUAAAAGUGCUUGUUAUAAUGAUGGUGCUGUUCACAAAAGCCAUUUUGGGUGAUUAAUGAGCUUCAGCAGACCUUGGUGGGCGCAAAGGAGGUUUAAUUGAAUGUGUUGAGCCUUGACUUGUGAGAUUGAAUGUGCAAUCCUAAAAGGCCGAACGCAUUUCCCAGGAUUCUUGUCUGUUUACUGGGCCGCAUCUGACAUGGUCGAUUGUCUGAUCUGCCCGCACUCAAGUGUGCACUCUGUUUUCGCUCACCUCUCUUUCUCACUCUCUCUCUCAUUCUGACUUCAGUUAAGCCUCGCUUGCCACUUGCGUUAUUUAUUUCAGUAAGAUAUAAAACUCAGCAUCUCUGUUGUUAAGUUGUUCAUCUGAUAAGGUUUGGUUUUUUAAAGAGUCACGCUAAAAAGAGGAUGGAGAUUGACAACCUGCAGAUCCUUUGACAUGUUGAAAUGUAAAAUUUAAGACAAGGGUUUGGUUACGUCGCUUACUGUAAUAAAUUGUAACAUAUUCUUUUAAAUAAACUGAUUUAUUGAUGCAACGUU